GAGGAAGUAUCUUGGCUGUUCGUGUUACACGACUUCGACAACUUCUCAUCGGUCGAUAGUCCAGCAGUUGCAGCAUCUGCAGCAGCGUCAGCCAAGCGAAAAUUGAUUCUCCAAGAAUUGGAGACCCGCUAUAUCUACGGAAUACGAAAUCUGAAUAAUUUCUUCUCGGGCACCAAGAUGGUUGGUACUAUCGAGACAAAAGUGCCAACGUCGAGCAUCCGAGGUAUCGACUUGAGCAAGAUAUAUUCGGAGAACGUAGCUGCGAAAGUGUUCCAAGUUGCGCAACGAGGUUUCAAGCAAGAGGCACCACUCCCUACCUACCCGCACACUGUGCCCCAAGUUGGCUCCAAUGCAGGACGGUAUGAAGAGCGCGAAGCAGACUUCUGGACAUGCGGCUUCUUCCCAGGUUGCAUUUACACAAUAAUUGAGCGGGCUGUACGCUACCCACAAGCCUUGGACGUCCCUGAGCACAUUCGAUCUCAAUUCCAGGAUCAAUUGCUGAAAGUUGGCCGACACUGGAAUGUUGCAAUCAACCAAAUGAGCUCACGGACCGACACACAUGAUAUGGGCUUCAUCGUUCAACCUGCAUUGCAAAAAGACUGGGAACUGACAGGAAAUAAAGAGAGUUUACAGUCCGUUAUCAACGCCGCGUAUGCUCUUGCUUCGCGGUACGACGAGAAGGUCAAAGCUAUCAGAAGCUGGGAUGUCGCCAUCAAUGAUCGCUACUCUAUCACCGACAUGAACAAGAACUUCCUCGUCAUCAUAGAUAGCAUGUGCAACCUUGAUCUGCUUUACUAUGUCGGUCAUAAUCAACACGAUCAGAAGCUCAUAGAUAUUGCAACCCAGCACGCCGACUCCAUCAUCCACGAAAUUCUGCGCCCGGACUUUUCCUCCUACCAUCUCGUCAAUUUCGACCCAGCUACUGGUCUUCCACAAGCGAAAAUGACCAACCAAGGCCACAAGGACGACUCAACAUGGAGCCGUGGGCAAGCAUGGGCCAUCAUGGGUUUUGCACAAGUCUAUACUUGGACUAAGGAUACGAAGUACCUUUCAACAGCGAUCAAAUGCGCAGAGUAUUUUCUGCGACGCUGUAAGGAAGGCGAGGGCAAAUGGCACCACCCGCUUGUACCGUUGUGGGAUUUUGACGCGCCAAUUGACGAUCCAAAUGAGCCACUACGCGACGUCUCCGCUGCUAUGGCGACCGCAAACGGCCUCCUUAGCAUUCACCAGUCUCUCCAAUCAUUACCAGCUUCAGAAGCAUCACAGUUGGUCGACGCAUCCACAGACUUCCUCGAUAUUGCACUGCAGAUUGUCAGCCAGACGCUUGAGAUGUCGUAUGACCAUGAUCAUGCAUCUUUCGAGACACCAGGAAAGGCUUUGACCAAUGGUGCUGGGGCGGCGGAGAUCAAGGUCAAGGAGAGUGGGUUUGAUGCGAUUCUGAGGAAUAGCACAACAAACUGGAAUCCAGAUGCCCAUCAGAAGUACAAGGAUCACGGGUUGGUCUACGCAGAUUACUACCUGUUGGAGUUUGGGAACAAGCUGUUGCGAGCGGGGCUUCUUUAGACAGCAUUCAGUACCGAUUGAUGAUUUUUGUGUUUAAGAACAUGAAGCUUUCUGUGUCGUCAUCAUGGAUAGAACUUUGGACUGAUCAGCACGGCGCUCGAUUUCAGUUGAAUAGAAU
Boeremia exigua is the source of this 1681-nucleotide messenger RNA. RefSeq names its product Six-hairpin glycosidase-like protein. The record is from RefSeq and is a predicted model, not a curated record. The coding region runs from base 178 to 1563 and encodes 461 amino acids. Gene Ontology annotation, biological process: polysaccharide catabolic process. The transcript is spliced from 4 exons. Gene Ontology annotation, molecular function: chondroitin hydrolase activity. Lineage: Eukaryota; Fungi; Ascomycota; Dothideomycetes; Pleosporales; Didymellaceae.